GGAAAAGAGGAAAGGGGAGGAGGAACCGGCGCAGCGGCUGCAGCUGCCGCUGCGGGCGGGCGAGGGGCGAGGCGAUAGCGGGAGAUCCAGGCUCGCUCUCCCCGCGGAGCAGCGGCGCAGGCGGCGGGCCGAGCCGGGGCCCCGGCGUGUGGCCGGUGUGCGCGCAGGCGGCAUGGGGGAGCCUCCCACUCGCCCCGCGCCCUAGCGGCGGCCAGAGGCUGAAGGAGAGGCGGCCGCCCGCCGGAGGGUCCCGGGGCGGCCCCGCUUCCAGGGCAUGUGGUGAUGGCUGAUGAGAAGAGACUGCAAGAAUACAGGGUGCUUUGCAUUCGAGAAUACAGAAAAAACAGCAAAGUGGAGUCAAGUACACAUAACAGCUUCAUGGGCUUGAAGGAUCAUCUGGGGCAUGACCUAGGCCACCUUUAUGUGGAGAGCACUGACCCACAUUUAAGUACAUCUGUACCUUGGUCAAUGGUAGAAAAACCAACAAUGGAUAAAGUUAAUUCCGGGAAGGAAGAAAAGGAGGUGUCUGAAGAGAAUGCGAGCUCUGGUGACUCUGAAGAAAGCACAAAUUCUGAUAAUGAGUCAGAACAAUUGAGUAGCAUUUCAGUAGAGCCAUGCUUAUUAACCAAGACUCACAGACAACUAUGUAGGUCUCCAUGUUUAGAGCCUCAUGUACUCAAACGCAGUGAAAUUUUGCAAGACUUUAAACCUGAAGAGUCUCAGCCAACCAGGGACGUGAGGAAACCCCCGGAUGUGAUGCGAGAGUACCAAACAAAACUGGAGUUUGCACUGAAGUUAGGUUAUUCUGAAGAACAGGUUCAGCUUGUGCUAAACAAACUUGGUACCGAUGCUUUAAUCAAUGAUAUUUUGGGAGAACUUGUCAAACUUGGAAAUAAAAGUGAGGCCGAACAAACAGUUAGUACAAUUAACAGUAUAAUGAGGGAAACGUCUUCCCUGGAAUCUCAGCGGUCUGAAUCUCCGAUGCAAGAGAUUGUAACAGACGAUGGGGAAAAUCUGAGACCAAUAGUUAUCGAUGGCAGCAAUGUGGCGAUGAGCCAUGGAAACAAAGAAGUCUUUUCCUGCCGAGGAAUAAAAUUAGCAGUGGAUUGGUUUUUGGAAAGAGGCCACAAGGAUGUUACCGUCUUUGUUCCUGCUUGGAGGAAAGAGCAGUCCCGACCUGACGCGCUCAUCACAGAUCAAGAAGUUCUACGUAAAUUAGAGAAGGAGAAAAUCCUGGUGUUCACACCGUCCCGGAGAGUGCAGGGGAGGCGAGUGGUGUGCUAUGAUGACAGGUUCAUCGUGAAGCUGGCGUUUGAGUCGGAUGGUAUAAUUGUAUCCAAUGAUAACUACAGGGAUUUGGCAAAUGAGAAACCAGAAUGGAAAAAGUUCAUAGAUGAGCGACUGUUAAUGUAUUCAUUUGUCAAUGACAAGUUCAUGCCCCCAGAUGACCCUCUUGGCAGACAUGGCCCAAGCCUGGAUAAUUUUCUGAGGAAGAAACCUAUUGUUCCUGAACACAAAAAGCAGCCUUGUCCAUAUGGAAAGAAGUGUACCUAUGGACACAAGUGCAAAUAUUAUCAUCCGGAAAGGGGCAGUCAGCCUCAGCGGUCAGUGGCUGAUGAACUGCGUGCCAUGUCUAGAAACACAGCAGCCAAAACUGCAAAUGAAGGAGGACUGGUGAAAAGCAACAGUGUCCCCUGCAGCACUAAAGCCGACAGCACUUCCGAUGUCAAGCGAGGUGCUCCAAAGAGGCAAUCGGAUCCAAGCAUAAGGACUCAAGUCUACCAAGACCUAGAGGAAAAGCUUCCCACCAAAAACAAACUGGAAACCAGGUCUGUACCUUCCUUAGUUAGUAUACCGGCUACUUCUACCGCAAAACCCCAAAGCACUACAUCGUUAAGCAAUGGCCUUCCAUCUGGAGUUCAUUUCCCACCUCAGGAUCAAAGACCACAGGGACAAUAUCCUCCAAUGAUGAUGGCAACCAAAAAUCAUGGAACGCCAAUGCCUUAUGAACAGUAUCCAAAAUGUGACUCGCCUGUCGACAUUGGGUAUUAUUCCAUGUUGAAUGCAUACUCAAAUCUGAGUGUCUCAGGCCCACGAAGUCCUGAAAGGCGUUUCUCCUUAGACACAGAUUAUAGGAUAAGCUCUGUCGCCUCUGACUGCAGCAGUGAAGGGAGCAUGAGCUGCGGAAGCAGUGACUCGUACGUGGGGUACAAUGACCGCUCCUACGUCAGUUCUCCUGACCCACAGCUGGAAGAGAAUCUGAAGUGUCAACACAUGCACCCUCACAGCCGCCUUAAUUCUCAGCCCUUCCUGCAGAAUUUCCACGACCCCUUAACCAGAGUGCAGAGUUACAGUCACGAAGAACCAAAGUACCAUCACAAGCCUCCUCUCCCACAUCUGGCCGUGCACCUGCAGCACCCCGCCGUGGGGGCCCGGUCCAGCUGUCCCGGCGAUUACCCAUCUCCUCCGAGUUCAGCACACUCGAAGGCACCACACCUAGGGCGGUCCUUAGUGGCCACGAGAAUAGACAGCAUUUCUGACUCUCGGCUGUACGACAGUUCUCCUUCCAGACAAAGAAAGCCUUACGCCCGCCAGGAAGGGCUGGGAAGCUGGGAUAGGCAGAGCUACGGGGUCGACGUGUACGGCUACCGGCAGACUUAUUCUUUGCCUGAUACCUCCACGCAGCCGUGUUACGAGCAGUUCACCUUCCAGAGCCUCCCUGAGCAGCCGGAGCCCACCUGGCGCGUCCCGUACUGCGGGGUGCCGCAAGACCCCCCCAGGUACCAGGACAGCCGAGAAAAGAUUUAUAUCAACUUGUGCAACAUCUUCCCGCCUGACCUUGUGAGAAUUGUCAUGAAAAGGAACCCUCACAUGACAGACGCCCAGCAGCUGGCUGCAGCCAUUUUAGUGGAGAAAUCACAGCUGGGUUAUUGAAAGAUGAUGCAUCUUUGUGGUGUUUAGUAGUUUUUUGUUCAGCUCAAAUGCUGAGGGAGGUUUGCUACAAUAGCACAUGUGAUCUCCUUCUCAGCAAGGAGGUUCUAUAGUAUCCAUUUAUGUGAAAUACUGUAUCAUGGAAUCUGUAUGUAUAGCCCCACAUAGUGGAAGUAUCACGGGAUUGCUUUACAUUCAAACUUUUUUUUAAUAUUUCCUUUUUAAAGCUAUAUCCUUGGCUGGAAGUUUUUCCAGUUUGAUUUAUUAGAUGUAUCUGUGAUCUUUGAUAUUAAUCUUUGGUGCAUCAGGGGUUUAUAUGCAGCACUUUUUAUCCUUGUUUCAUGUUUUAUUAACUUGGUGUUUGUCUAUCAAUUGCAAGCAAUUACAAUACCCUCAGAAUGUUGAACAUUUGACUAGACCUAGCAAACUAUUUUUUCAAGCCAAGCAUAAUUGGAAUCUUUUACAGCUUUUUAAGUUAUUUUUAUUUGGGGAACG
Messenger RNA from Balaenoptera ricei (Rice's whale), 3426 nucleotides. RefSeq names its product zinc finger CCCH-type containing 12C (gene ZC3H12C). Gene Ontology annotation, molecular function: metal ion binding; mRNA binding; RNA endonuclease activity. Gene Ontology annotation, cellular component: nucleus; cytoplasmic ribonucleoprotein granule. Bases 283 to 2934 code for a protein of 883 amino acids. The transcript has 6 exons. Lineage: Eukaryota; Metazoa; Chordata; Mammalia; Artiodactyla; Balaenopteridae. The record is from RefSeq and is a predicted model, not a curated record.